GCGGGAACUAUAAGAGCACGCCAAAUCGGCAAGUCAUAAUUUGGUGCUAUUUAUAUAUGCAAUUACAUUGCUUGUUUUUAAUUAAAAGUUGAACAAAACAGAAUUAUUUUUAAUAUUUGAUGUUCGAACUUUCAGUGAGCUCAGUACCCCCGAAUUCAAAAGAAUUUUAUAUCCCUUCAUAGGCCUAAUAGUGAUUGUGUUGAUAUUGGAUUGUAUAUUCAAUUUUAUUCGAAAAAUAAUUAUUUAUUUGGCUUCCAUGCAACAAUCUGCUUUUUCAUAUUCGGUGUGUUCGUUUGAAAGUUUUUAAAAUUGGCCGUGUUGCUGAUUAAACAAGAAUGCAUGGAGAAACGCAAAAUUUGCGGAAAUAAGCGUUAAAAUGCAUGCUCAAUCUGAAUGCCCCUGUAAAUUCUUCGGAUGGACCACAAUGGAAAAUCUUGAUAUACGACCAACUGGGCAGAGAUAUCAUCUCACCAUUACUCACUGUCAAGGAUUUACGUAUGCUUGGUGUCACACUACAUUUAAUGUUAAAUUCCCCACGUGAACAAAUCCCAGAUGUUCCUGCUGUUUAUUUCAUUUAUCCUUCCAAAAACAAUAUUCAGAUUUUAUGCAAGGAUUUUGAAGCAGGUAGAUAUGAUUCAUAUUACUUGAAUUUCAUCAGUCCAAUAUCACGCGAAUACUUGGAAGAAAUAGCUCAAACAGCAUUAUCUGAAAAUUGUGUUCAUCAAAUCUCGAAAGUUUUUGAUCAGUAUACUAAUUUUAUUUGCUUGGAGGAUGAUUUAUUGACUCUUAGCUCACCUAAUGACAGUCCUUCCACUUUUUAUGACCUUAAUCGUGCGAAGGCUACAGAAACUGAUGUGGAAAAUGUAAUCCACUCGGUUGUUGAUGGAUUGUUUUCAGUGUUUGCAACAAUCGGCUCAAUACCUAUUAUACGUUGUCCUCGUGGUAAUGCUUCUGAAAUGGUAGCAUCCCAGUUGGAUUCGAAGUUUCGAGAUAGCCUUCGAGAUUCUAGGAAUUCACUUUUUAUGAAUAAUUCAGCGCGUGGUUAUGGUAUCACUGUAAAUGAUGAUUCAUUUGGAGAUCGUAUGGGAUUGAAUUCGCCAUCGCCACUUAGUCUUUUAAACAAGAAUUCUCAAAUGACCUCAACGUCAAACUUAUUUCAGCGUCCACUGUUGAUUAUUUUAGAUCGCAGUUUAGAUUUGGCCUCUCCACUUCAUCACGAGUUCUCCUACCAAAGUUUAAUCCAUGAUAUCUUUAAUAUUCGUCUCAAUCGUGUUCAUGUGAAUUUGGAUUUGGCUAAGCCUAUUUCAGAUGAUGAGAAAUCCAAGGUACCGGGAAAUAGUACUAAGAAAUCGAAUUCCAAAAUAGUGGAAUAUGAUUUAACCGGAUCAUGUGAUCGUAUAUGGAGGGAUUAUAGAGGUGCUGCAUUUUCUGAUGUUGCAGAAGCUAUACACGAAGAAGUUACAAUACUAAAAGAUUAUGACAGACGUAUGAGUGAGCUAAAAUCAUCACUUGGUGGAUCCACGGAUAUAGAUGUACUGGCAGCUUCAUCGACAAUGACGUUUCUAGAUGACAAUACAGCUAAAUUAACAAAUGCUAUCAACUCUUUACCUCAAUUGAUGGAACGUAAACGAUGUCUUGACAUGCAUACAAAUAUUGCAACUUGUCUAGCUAAUGUAAUCAAAGACAGGCAGAUACAUUCUUUUGUUGAAGAAGAAGAUCAUCUUUUUGCUAAAAAUAACCCAUCCACGGAACAAAGUGUAAUCGAGUUAAUUACUAACCCGUCGAUUGGUACACCGGAAGAUAAAUUACGCCUGCUCAUUAUUGCUGCAUUGGCCGGUACCAGUAGAUCUGGUACCAAUACUAGUAAUACAUCAGGCAAUAUGAUUACUAGUGGAUCUGCAAGCUCAUUAAAUAAUCUUAGUACAAAUGCUGGUGGCAUUGAUUUUUGUUUAUCCGAUGCUGAAAUUGAUCGUUUGAAAGCAUCGUUACAAAACUCCUUUCCUGAUCUCGAUAUUAGUCCGGUGAAUUAUAUUCAACACUUUAGAAAAAUCCCAAAAGCUGGUCAGUUAGCUGACAGAAUAAUGGAAAACGUUAAGGGCGCUGGCAGUCGUAGUGUUCUGAAUAAACUUGUAUCACAUGGUUCUGCUAUACUGCUGACUGGAAUGAGACAUUUAAUUGGUCAAAAAUCUUACCUACCGUUUACUCGUAUUGUAUCUCAGUUGAUGGAAAAUAAAAGUGGUUCGGAAUUCGAAGAUUACCGCUAUUUCGAUCCGAAAUUGUAUAGGCGUCAAGAUGCUAAUAUGCCUCGCAUCAAACAACCUUUCGACGAAGCCUUUGUCUUUGUCGUAGGAGGUGGAAGUUAUGUUGAGUACCAGAAUCUGCUAGAUUGGGUUAAAUCAACUUGUUCCACUACAUCUGGCCAAACUAACUCGUCGUCAACAUCUUUAACAAAUUCUGUUAAUGGGAUAAACAGUAUUUCUGGCCCAGGAGGUCACGAUUCAUCCAAUGCUCCCAAUAUUGGCACAACUUAUUCCAAGCAUAUUACUUAUGGUUGUAGUGAUCUCAUUAGUCCGUCUGAAUUUUUAACAGAAUUAGGAAAACUUGGGAAGGAGUUGUAAUCGUACAUUUCUGAGUUAUUUCUGAUCAGACGACUCAGUGCUCAAUUACUUCAUGGAUACAAUGGGUGCUCUGGAUCUUACAUGCUCUGUAAAAUUUUUCUUCUGUGAUGAUACUUUUAGUAUCUGGUGUAUCAGUUAUCGAAAAUGUUUAUUUGAACUAACUUGUAUUUUUUUCUUUAUUUGUUGUCCUUAAUACGUGCCUAAAUCUCUUACUAAAAUGUUUUCUACUUCAGGAUUGUUUGAACAUAUUCUUAUUUGUAUCCACAUUUUAGAUUAUUCACCACUUAAUUAUAUUGUUUAUUCAAAAUUCUAAUGUUUGGAAAUAUAAAUAAUCUGUAAUUCAUUGUAAUUUUGAUUAUUACGUCAGGAAUAUAGCAGCUUUUGAACUUCCUGUA
This is a messenger RNA of Schistosoma turkestanicum, 3013 nucleotides long. Lineage: Eukaryota; Metazoa; Platyhelminthes; Trematoda; Strigeidida; Schistosomatidae. The record is from the annotation of a GenBank genome assembly.